AUGUUCUACAAACUGUUUCUGGACGAAGACGUGGUUCGGCACCUCGAGGAGUAUGAUGCGCUCGCUAUCUUAGAGUGGGAUGUUGUCAUGGCUCACGCUUCGAGCUUUGCAAGGCUGUACAAUGCGGCGUUCUCCUCGUCUGAGAGGUAUUGGGUGAAGGGGAGCACGCUGACUGGAACUGAGUUUCAUCAAACGGCAGCAUUGACGGAAAUGUGGCACAUCCUCGGACAUCUUAACGGAAACGCCCUUUGUGAGUUCUUGGAUAACAACACGGACCCGGCGUUUGUUGAGUUCGUGAACUUCACGUUCUGCCGAUGGGAAUACACGUUCUCGUACGACGUGGCGCUUUGGGCAACGAUAUCGGACUUUCCCUACAGCUGGCCGCUUUGGCAGCGAUACUCUCCGCGCUUCAUUUCAACUGACCUGCGGACCACAGUCCGUUGA
This is a messenger RNA of Ectocarpus sp. CCAP 1310/34, 444 nucleotides long. Lineage: Eukaryota; Phaeophyceae; Ectocarpales; Ectocarpaceae. The record is from the annotation of a GenBank genome assembly.